UUAAAACGUAAGUAAGGACAAUAAAGGAAAUUUGAAAUGUACCAUGUGAAGAGCACAUUUUUCAUUUCAUAAAAUAUGUCAUGUUGCAGGGAAAGCAGCUGUUCCGGUUUCUGAGGCUCACGAUGAUGAUGAUGGUGAUUGGGAAGGUAAAAGAAUUUGCUCUGCCCCAGAUGAAACUCCGCACUCCAGCCGCCGUAAGUACUCAAUAUUUCUUGCAAAAUGGAGAAUCAGAAAGGGAAUCUCCCUUUUCAUAAUUCUUGGAAAAAUUGCAGGAUCACCAAUUUCAACUGGAGCCCGCCAAAGGGAAGCACCUCCAGAAAGAAUGACCAUGCAGAAAAUUGCUUGGCUAAAGGGACUCAAUCCAAAGGCGGUUUCUCCUGAAACAAAACUGGCGUUAAAAACUGCACAAGAGUACCAGCAAAAGGCAAGGAUAUACAAGUACAUGCUGACGCUAUCUCGAAGAAAAAAUGGGACCCUAAGAAGAUUUGCAAAGAAGAAAACCAUUCUUGAAAUUGAACAAAUGCUGAUAUCUCCUGGAGCUAAACAAAUCCUUGAAGCUGAGCUUCGAAAUUUCAAAAAGAAGCCCAAAGGAAGAAGAUGGACACACAAGGACAAGACAUUUGCUGCAUCAAUUUUUAAACGAAGUCCUAGAACAUACAGAUGGCUUGCCAGAUAUUUAACAUUGCCUUCUGAGAGUACCCUAAGAAUAUUUAUUGCAAAGGGUGUUCCAUACGAGUGCGGAGUCUCUGAAGCGUCCUUGAGGCAUAUUGAAAGACUUUGUAAAAAAUUGAGCCGCAAGGAUCGCUGCUGCAGCGUAGCCUUUGAUGAAGUGGCCCUUGAGGCAGGAGUCUAUUUUUGUAGAGUCACCAAAAAAUUAUGUGGGCUGGAAGACUAUGGAAGCCAUGGGAAGACAACAGGACUUGCGGACAAGGCUCUUGUUUUUAUGGCCCAAGGGCUUCACAAAAAGUGGAAGCUUCCAGUCGCAUACUAUUUAGUAAAAGGUCAGACACCGACAAACGUUCUGGCUAGGCUUGUUAAGGAUGUUGUUGCGGCCCUUAUGAAAAUUGGACUUAAAGUUCUGGCUACAGUGUCUGACAUGGGAUCUAAUAACAGAGCUGCUGUAAACAAAUUAAGGUCAAACUGUGAGGAGGGAGAGUACGAACCUGCUUACAAAGUUGAUGGUCAACUGAUUGUUCAUGUGUGGGAUGUUCCCCACAUAGCAAAAAAUGUCAGAAACAAUUUCAUGAGGAGCAAUGUUAUUUUCAGCUCCAUGCAUGAAGCAGCCAAAUAUGAUCAUCUGAUAGCAUACAAGAAAUACGAUGAAAAUGACCUCUGCCGAACUUCUGGGCUGACGAAUGAAGUAUUGUUUCCCAAGGGCAGGGGAAAGAUGAAAGUGACCACAGCUGUCAAACUCAUGAGUUCCACAACGGCAUCAGGAAUGGCCUCGGUCAUUUUGGCAUCUGAGGGUCGAAAACUUGUAGAAUGUGUGCCCACCAUCCUCUUUCUUAGAGAUGUAGACUUUUUUGUUGAUAUUACGAAUGGCCCUGGAGCAAAUGACAAAAAAAAACCUCAAAGAUGCAACGUAUCAAAGGAGUCACUUCAUCAUGAAGAGUGGAGGAAGAUGGCAGCAAAAUUAAAAGACUGGAAAUUUGUAUGGAAAAAAGGGGCAAGAAAGGGAAAACAACACGUACCACCAUCUAUCUCCGGCUGGAUAGAAGAUAUAAAAGCCUUUCAGAGGCUGUGGAGUACGGUAGAAAAGUUGGGAUUCAAAUAUCUAAAUUUGAGACAGUUAAACCAAGACUGUCUUGAAAAUUUUUUUUCCACUAUAAGACAAAAUAAUGGAUGUAAUAAGAAUCCCACAUGUCAGCAAUUCCAGUCGGCUUGCAGGACAGCCAUUGCUAAUAAGCUCACUUCAUCAGGAUCUAGGCACAAAAACUGCCUUGAUGAUGAGGCAUUUCUGUUACCAGAGACAGGAGAGCCAGAAGCUGAGCCAACUGUGGUGGAUAUUGAGCCGCCAUCAGAUCCCAUUCUGGUAAGGGGGGAAGACAACAGUUUCCCUGAAUACAAAAUUAUAGGCUGCAAGACCAAACGUCAAGCACCUGCUUAUAUUUGUGGUUACUUUGCAAGAAAAAUUUUGAGAACGAAAGAGUGCAAAAAUUGCAGACUGUGUGAAAAUUACUUGACAACAGAUGAGAAAAAUAGUGACCAUGUACUCACCUCAGCAAGAGAGUUCAAGAAGUAUCGCAGAUCAAACAAUAACAAAAGAGAAGAAUUUAGAGAAGCCCUUGCCAUGUAUAGCAAUGAUGAUGGUUCCAAAGCUUUAAAGUAUGCAUCUCCACAGUUGGUCAAAACAUUUUUAAACAUUCAGGGACAAUUUGUGCAUGGGAUAAACAAGCAAAUACAUCUGGACCCUUAUAAAUGGACCGAAGAAAUCUGCAAUCAAACCAUUCAAAGUGAAGAAUUAUGUCCAAUUCAUGAUCUCAAAAAACAAUUAGUGACUACAAUAGCAACAUUUUUGAUGAAGACUCACUGCUUGAGGAUUAACCAACUGAUAAGAGACAAGAGACGACAAAAAGCGUUCAUCAACAGAAGGCGUCACCAAGAGAAACAGCAAAAAAAGGGGAAGAGGAACUGGUCAGUUAAUGUAUCAGUUGUUUCUGAUAAUGUUACUGCUGAGGAGUACAUGGACAGUUCUGAUUCUGAUGAUGACAUGAUAGAUGAUCCAGAAAGCAUUGACAACCUACAAGACCAGAGCAACUCACCUAACCCAUCGGUUCAAGAGAGCAAUAACAGUGUUGUUUCUUUGGACCAAAUGAACAUAUCAGAACACAACAGAGUCAUUAUGGAUAUACCUCAUCAAAUCAUACCAGAGAACAACGGUCUAAUUGUUCUGGAUACACUUCAACAAAUUUCCAUACCAGAGGACAACAAUACUUUCGUUCUAACUGAAGAGUUCUCACUUCUAGAUGAACUUGAAUUGAACACUCCUGAAGAAAACAUUUUCCUUGGAGCUCCAGUUACUGUUGCAGGGCCAUCAACGAUACCUGCUAAUCCACCCAAUGAUCCACCACCAUCUGCGCCAGAUCCUAAAACCAAUGAAAGGUUAUCAUAUGAAUUUGUCGAAAAUUUGGUGAAGAUGGGCCAGGUCAUGAACUUGAAAGUGCCCGAAAUGAAACAGUUCUUAAAAGGAAAAUACAAAAAUUUGUCUACAUUGAAGAAAGCUGAGCUCGCUCAGCUCAUCAUAAAACAUAUCAACCCUGGAUAACUUAAAGGACAAGAGCUCUCCAAUUCUCACACUUCUUCAUAUUUGUUUGCAGCUCGUUUGUUUGAAGCUAAUAAUAAUAAUGUCUUUCCAGACUUGAUGACAUUCAACUUCUGUGUUAUUUUCUUCAUUUUCCUUCGUAUUCCGCUGAUAAAAGCUUGCUUUAACCAAUUUUUUGAUAGAAACGUAAAGAAAAUGACGCGUUAGCGAUUUGUAACACACGCCAUACUUCAGUACCAACGGACGA
This is a messenger RNA of Thrips palmi, 3509 nucleotides long. RefSeq lists its product as uncharacterized. The transcript has 5 exons. The record is from RefSeq and is a predicted model, not a curated record. NCBI's taxonomy places the organism in Eukaryota, Metazoa, Arthropoda, Insecta, Thysanoptera, Thripidae. The coding region runs from base 323 to 3265 and encodes 980 amino acids.